UGAACCACUGGCGAACACAUUAAAAUUACGCACAAUAUCGAAAUAUGGAUACGCCAAUGUGCGCACGCCAGCGGCGCAAAGGUCCGCUGCCAAAAAGGGCAGAAAAGUGUCGUGAAAAUCGUCAAAUAUUGCGUAAAGUCUAGUUUAAAGUGCAUCUGUCGGUGUUCGUAAUGAUGCCGAGUACGCUGAAAAACAAAAUAUUAAAUUUGCAACAAAAACUGAGGGCUGAAAAUGAGUCAAGUGACAGAGAUAGGCAAAACACCGUAGGGAUGCCAGGAACUGGCUUACCGCCGUCAUCCUCGGGGCCUGGGACUAGCCCUGCUGUUCGAAGGCCGCGACAACUUGUGGAUUCAGGAACACCAACGCGGCCUAGACGGAACUUGGACUUGCCUGUAUUACAAAUGCCACCCCAGCGGACACAAGAUAGUGAAUUUGACUCUAAACUUCAAGAGAUUAUGAAAAUGAAUGGGAUUUUAAGUAUUAACGGACAGAAAUAUCAAACUGAUAUGAAAGACUUGGAACACCUUGGAGAAUUGGGAAAUGGUACUUGCGGGCACGUCGUCAAAAUGAGGCAUAGACCGAGUGGAGUAGUCAUAGCUGUAAAACAAAUGCGAAGAUCCGGAAAUACAGAGGAAAAUAAAAGGAUAAUAAUGGAUUUAGACGUAGUGCUCAAAUCUCACGACUGUCCAUAUAUCGUACAGUGUUUAGGAUGUUUUAUUACCGAGUCUGACGUGUGGAUAUGUAUGGAACUGAUGGCCACCUGCCUUGACAAAUUGCUAAAGAGGAGCAGACAAGCGAUACCUGAAGAAUUUCUUGGAAAAGUUACCGUUGCUACAGUGAAAGCGCUAUCGUACCUGAAAGAAAAACAUGGGGUUAUCCAUAGAGAUGUGAAACCAAGCAACAUUCUACUGGAUGAGACGGGGGGUGUCAAGUUAUGCGACUUUGGAAUAUCUGGUCGCUUGGUUGAUAGUAAAGCCAAAACCAGGAGCGCAGGAUGUGCAGCUUAUAUGGCGCCCGAAAGAAUAGAUCCACCCGACCCAACGAAACCUGAUUAUGACAUAAGAGCCGAUGUCUGGAGUCUGGGAAUUACUUUGGUAGAAUUAGCUACUGGAGUGUUUCCAUAUCGAGAUUGUAAAACCGAUUUUGAGGUUCUGAGUAGGGUGGUACAGGACGAACCUCCCUCUCUCCCUUUGGACUCGUCUUUUUCCAAAGAGUUUCGUCAUUUUGUUUGCUGUUGCCUCACUAAGAACUAUAAACAUCGGCCCAAAUAUCAUAAGCUCAUGGAACAAGCCUUUUAUAAAAAGCACGACUGUGAACAAGUCGAGGCGGAAGGCUCUUCAUCACCUAAUUCUUGUUCUGAGUGGUUUGCGACAGUUAUGCGUCAAUUGGAACCAAGUUGCAGGCCACCGGGAGGGCCGCCACGGAUUUCCGGACAUGUAUCAUUGAAACAGACGGCUCAUCUUAGAACACACUCUGAAGUUCCAGCGUUCCUACGAAGUGGUAUCACCAAAGAACUACAAAAUUCCAGUUUCGUACCCUUUCACCAACGCCAAAGUAGUGAAAAUGGUUCGAGUCAUGUCCCGUAUAGUCCAUAUGCGUUAAGAAGAAAGGAAAUUGCUAGUCCAUUCUCAGCACCAACUACCAAAGAAUCAGGAGAAAGCUUGGAUUCAAACGUAAACAGGCAAUUUUCACCUUUUCGACAACAAUCCAAAGGCACUGAUCAAAGUUGUGAUCCAUUCAGUAAACCUGUCUCAGAGAUCAAUCCAACAAAUGGUCAAGGCGGACCGUUUUCUCCGUUCAGGCAAGACCCCAAUUUUUCGGAAACAAGAAACAGACCUUACUCACCGUUUUCUUCAAAAUUAGAAGAACGAGAUGGAAGUAGGGAUCGUUGGCAAGGUAUUUCGAGAUCUUUAAGUCCUUUUGCUCGCGAUUAUUCACCAUGGAGACGAGAAAAUGUUGACCCUCCAGGAGUUGUUCAACCUACUAAUGAGGGUGGAAAAUAUUCACCCUUUAUGCAACAGAGAGUUAGACAUCAGUCGCCUCAAACUCAUCCGCCAAUUCAGGAUAUAUAUGGAAGUCCUUUGGUUAGUCGAAAAAGAUUUCCAUCUGAGCCACCAGCCCAGGGUUCUACUAGUCCACAAUUAUUGAUAUCACGCUAUGCUCACCAGCACCAUCAGCGCAAGCAAGAAACUUCUCCACCUCUUACACAGGGUCAGGGAAUAUGCAAGGAAUCAGCGAAAAAACGAUUCGCUUCCUACGUUCGGCUUAGACUUGGGAGCGACCGUGCGCCUUCUCCGGAACCUCCUCCAAGAUUUAAUCGUGGAGAAUCUCCGCUUGCACUCAGAAGAAAUAUUACGGAUCCAUCAUCACCUUCAUUUUCCAGAAGGUAUGUGUCGCCAUCACCCCCACAGCCGCCACCUAGAAGACUUUCUGAAAGCAACUCGGUUCCUGGAAGUCCGCAACACAUGCGCACCCGUUUACAUUAUACUCCUGAACCCCAAAGAAGGCCACCACCCACAUAACCCAUUACAUCUAUGAAGACUUGGUCUCUUAUCAGUGCCAUACAAUAUAUUACUCUGCCAAUUUGACGUACGAUUUCGACGGAUAUUACACUCAAUAUUACACUCAACUGUCUGCUGAGCAGCCUAUGUACAAAGUGGUGCAACCAUAGCGGAAUCAAAUGAGUCGUUUGGCUAUCGCGCACUAAAAAUUAACCUUUUAUACUUGAAGUUUAUUACAGCUCUUAAAAUUACGGUGACAAUUGGUAAAUUUUUAUACUUGGCAGAGUCGCUGAAAAUUGUAAAACAUUAAUUUUGCAUUGCGCAGCAAUUGUCGAAAUGAAGUGGUAUAAUGAAUUUUUGUAUUUAUAUUUAUUUUCGUUUUUAUUACGUUGUGUAAGUGCUAAGUGCACGGCUGGUAGGAAGUAAUUCGUAAUAACUUUGGUUAUUUUACAAAACUUAUGUUACUUUUUUAGUGCAAUACUAUUUUAUGAUUUUCAUUGAUAUACCAUAAAUUAAAUACUUCUAUCAAAUAUUACUUCCUGUCAGUUUGAACAAUAUUAUUUUCUUCCAAAAAACUUUUGGAUAUAUGUAACGGUUUUCACAAAUUCAUUACUAAUUGUUAUUUCUGAAGGAUUCUAUAAUUUUGCUCUGCAGCUUGGGGUGGUUAACAUUCUUACUGUGCAUGCUUCGCUGUUUGAAAAUAUUUUGAUAGAGUAAAGCGAGUUCACAGAGCACAGCUAUGAAACUCACCUUCAGUUUAGUUUCAGUUGGCUUGGUUACUACCAGCCCUGGUACA
This is a messenger RNA of Diprion similis, 3297 nucleotides long. Its product is annotated as dual specificity mitogen-activated protein kinase kinase 7-like. NCBI's taxonomy places the organism in Eukaryota, Metazoa, Arthropoda, Insecta, Hymenoptera, Diprionidae. The record is from RefSeq and is a predicted model, not a curated record. The transcript has 8 exons. Gene Ontology annotation, biological process: protein phosphorylation. Bases 171 to 2522 code for a protein of 783 amino acids. Gene Ontology annotation, molecular function: protein kinase activity; ATP binding.